Molecule: messenger RNA, 1374 nt
Organism: Chaetomium strumarium
Lineage: Eukaryota; Fungi; Ascomycota; Sordariomycetes; Sordariales; Chaetomiaceae
Product: glycosyltransferase family 34 protein
Exons: 3
Coding region: 1-1374 (457 amino acids)
Biological process (GO): protein N-linked glycosylation
Cellular component (GO): Golgi membrane
Molecular function (GO): glycosyltransferase activity
Source: RefSeq, a predicted model, not a curated record
AUGUCUCUGUCGCGCAGUCCGUCCCCCAUCCCCGGAGGCGGCUGGGCCAGUCCAGGUCUCAACAUCGCGAGUGGCCGGUCGAGUCCGACACGAGGGUUCACCGGAUCAAGCGGGACGCCCGUCAUGUGGGAAUCAUCCAGGUUAAAGAAGGCCGGUGGCACUGGAUACCCCUCAUUCUCUACCAAGAACCAGGGCUUCUUCGUCCGACACAUGCGCCGCUUCUCAAGCAGCCUCCCACGCUUCAGCGGAAGCCCAUACUACGCCGAUAAGGAGAAGCUAGGUCGCGGCAGGUGGUCGGUACACAACGUGCCGCUUCUCGCGAGGAUAUGGGGAAUCAUGUCGCGCAUGAACAAAAAGACGAAGAUACGGCUGCUAAUUUUGUUCUUGAUGUUGCUAUCCAUCUUUAUAUUCUACAACAGCCCUCUGGUAUACCACUGGCGGAGGUCCACAUGGCUCGGGGGAGGGCAGAAGUUCGUUAUAAUACUGGGCGCCAAUGUCGGCGGUGGCGUCAUGGACUGGAAAGGGGCGAGAGAAUGGGCGAUCGAGCGAGACUCAGUGCGGAACAAGAAGAAAUACGUUGCUCGUUGGGGGUACGAUUUGGAGAUCGUGGACAUGAGCACAAAGAAGCGGUAUGCACACGAGUGGCGUGAGAGCUGGGAGAAGGUCGAUUUUGUCCGCACGACGCUACGGAAAUACCCCAAGGCGGAGUGGGUCUGGUGGCUCGACCUCAACACCUUUAUCAUGGAGCCGAGCUACUCACUCCAAAGCCACAUCUUCGAUCAUAUCGAGAAACAUGUCUAUCGAGACAUCAACGAAUACAACCCCCUAAACAUCACGCACCCGCUGGCCGAGCCAUACCUCGAUGCCGAGUCGCAGAGUCCCAUCGGUGACGGGAAGGCCAGCUCGGUCAACCUCAUCCUGUCGCAGGACUGUUCCGGAUUCAACCUAGGCUCCUUUUUUGUCCGCCGAAGCGUCUGGACCGACCGGCUGUUGGACGUGUGGUGGGACCCGGUGGCCUAUGAGCAGAAGCAUAUGGAGUGGGCGCACAAGGAGCAGGAUGCGCUGGAGCAGCUGUACAUCUCGCAGGCUUGGAUCCGGAAGCACACCGCUUUCCUGCCGCAGCGCAUGAUAAACAGCUUCCCGGCCGGAGCGUGCUCCGAAAACGGGAACGACACGCGGAUACACUACAACGAGCAGGACCGGGACUUCCUCGUUAACAUGGCCGGCUGCGAAUGGGGCCGCGACUGCUGGGGGGAGAUGUACAACUUCCGCGAACUCAGCUACUACCUCAACCGGACGUGGUGGGAGCGCUUCAAGGAGGACUUUUUGGCGCUGAUCUGGUUCAAGCUCACGGGCCAGAGGGUCAAGUUCUAG